Molecule: messenger RNA, 597 nt
Organism: Mesocestoides corti
Lineage: Eukaryota; Metazoa; Platyhelminthes; Cestoda; Cyclophyllidea; Mesocestoididae
Source: the annotation of a GenBank genome assembly
AUUCUUCAAAUCUUGCUGACCUUUGGAUUUACAUUCUUGGGGUUUUUACCAUCAUUGGCCCUUGGAUAUAUGUUUGACGUGGCUUUGUUGAGUUAUGGCUUCCCAAAUGCCACCGAAGAAGAUUUCGUCCCUGAUCCUUAUGACCCCUAUUCCGCUCUGGUUCGCUGCUCAUUCCUUCCGAGGCACUCUUUUUGGUGCGAACCACCUGCGGAUCUUCAAGGCAACCGGACAAAUUUCGAUAAGUUUGGCGGUCAUGGCUGCUUCAAGUGGGGUGGCGUUUAUCCUGGCGAUGUUCAGCUGACAACACUUAAAUGCCAUGCUCUGCCAGGAAUAGAAUGCUAUGGAAAUCGCACCUUCUUUUUGCCCAACUACCCAUGCCUACGUUAUCACGGUUAUUAUUUCCCCACUACCUUACUUUAUAGCAUUUUCCUAGGGUUCUUGGGUGUCGAUCGAUAUUGUUUGGGUCAUCUGGGAACAGGCGUUGGAAAGCUUUUGACCGUUGGUGGAUGCGGUAUCUGGUGGAUAGUCGACAUCAUUCUUCUAGUUCGUGGAGACCUACGUCCCGCAGAUGAAAGUUCCUGGAUGCCAUUUGUCUAG